AUGGGAGAUUACAUUCCACCUACCGUGAGAGAUUACAUUCCACCUACCAAGGGAGAUUACAUUCCACCUACCAUGGGAGAUUACAUUCCACCUACCAUGGGAGAUUACAUUCCACCUACCAUGGGAGAUUACAUUCCACCUACCAUGGGAGAUUACAUUCCACCUACCAUGGGAGAUUACAUUCCACCUACCAUGGGAGAUUACAUUCCACCUACCGUGAGAGAUUACAUUCCACCUACCAUGGGAGAUUACAUUCCACCUACCAUGGGAGAUUACAUUCCACCUACCAUGGGAGAUUACAUUCCACCUACCGUGAGAGAUUACAUUCCACCUACCAUGGGAGAUUACAUUCCACCUACCAUGGGAGAUUACAUUCCACCUACCAUGGGAGAUUACAUUCCACCUACCAUGGGAGAUUACAUUCCACCUACCAUGGGAGAUUACAUUCCACCUACCAUGGGAGAUUACAUUCCACCUACCGUGAGAGAUUACAUUCCACCUACCAUGGGAGAUUACAUUCCACCUACCAUGGGAGAUUACAUUCCACCUACCAUGGGAGAUUACAUUCCACCUACCGUGAGAGAUUACAUUCCACCUACCAUGGGAGAUUACAUUCCACCUACCAUGGGAGAUUACAUUCCACCUACCAUGGGAGAUUACAUUCCACCUACCAUGGGAGAUUACAUUCCACCUACCGUGAGAGAUUACAUUCCACCUACCAUGGGAGAUUACAUUCCACCUACCAUGGGAGAUUACAUUCCACCUACCGUGAGAGAUUACAUUCCACCUACCAUGGGAGAUUACAUUCCACCUACCAUGGGAGAUUACAUUCCACCUACCAUGGGAGAUUACAUACCACUCCACCAGGUGGCUCACUCCUCCCACCUACCAUGGGAGGUUACUCCACCAGGUGACCCGUCCGCCCCCUCCCACCAAACCCUUCACUCCAUAUAUGUCUGGUAG
Messenger RNA from Procambarus clarkii (red swamp crayfish), 963 nucleotides. Lineage: Eukaryota; Metazoa; Arthropoda; Malacostraca; Decapoda; Cambaridae. The record is from RefSeq and is a predicted model, not a curated record.